Molecule: messenger RNA, 1697 nt
Organism: Raphanus sativus (radish)
Lineage: Eukaryota; Viridiplantae; Streptophyta; Magnoliopsida; Brassicales; Brassicaceae
Product: protein HOTHEAD
Exons: 2
Coding region: 107-1681 (524 amino acids)
Molecular function (GO): oxidoreductase activity, acting on CH-OH group of donors; flavin adenine dinucleotide binding
Source: RefSeq, a predicted model, not a curated record
CACAAAAUCAUCACUUAGCCUCACAACCGCUCCCAUUAUAAACCAAAUAAUCCCUUUGCUUCAGACAAAAAUUUCUGUAUUUGAUUCUGAAAGUUUAGAUUAAAACAUGUCUCCUCUUGUGCUUAGCUUCAUCAUUUGCAUGUUCAUUAAUCCGUUGCAAGGAAUGCAAAUGCCUUACAUGACCUCUGAUCCAAAAGAAGUCUCCGGCAAGUCAUUCGAUUACAUCGUUGUUGGAGGUGGAACUGCUGGAUGUUCCUUGGCCGCAACUCUGUCAGAAAAAUUCUCUGUUCUUGUCAUUGAACGCGGUGGCUCUCCUUAUGGAGAUCCAUUAGUAGAAGAAAGAAAGUACUUUGGAUACUCACUGCUGAAAACAGACGAGUACUCAUCUGUUGCGCAGAGUUUCAUCUCGAGAGAUGGAGUCGAGAACUACAGAGGACGCGUUCUCGGUGGAUCUUCUGCUAUAAACGGCGGAUUCUACAGCCGAGCUAGCGAAGAGUUUGUGAAGAAAGCUGGUUGGGACAAAGAUCUGGUUCAAGAUUCUUACAAAUGGGUUGAGUCUAAAGUUGUUUUCAUGCCGGAGUUGUCUCAAUGGCAAUCCGUUGUGCAAUUCGGUUUUCUUGAAGCUGGCUUUUAUCCUUAUAAUGGAUAUAACUUGGAACACACGCAAGGGACGAAGAUUGGUGGAAGCAUAUAUGAUCAGCGUGGGAAAAGGCAUACCUCUGCAGAUCUUCUGGAGUUUGGGAGACCAGACCACAUCACUGUUCUUCUGUACGCGACAGUGAAGAGUGUGAUCUUUGAUGGAAAUAAGACACGUGCUGUUGGAGUUAGGUUCAUGAAGAGUGAUGGGAGCUCAAGUAAGAGCUAUAAAAUUCAUGUUGAGAAGCAUAGAGGCGAGGUUAUACUAACUGCUGGAGCUUUAGGUAGUCCGCAGAUUCUCCUCUUAAGCGGAAUAGGACCUGAGGAUCAUCUAAAUGAUCUCAACAUCCCUGUAGUCGUCAACCUCAGAGACGUGGGGAGAAGAAUGUCGGAUAAUCCAGCUAUAUCUCUUCUUGUUGACAGAUUCUCGCAGAACCGCACACUAGAGCCACCGCAAGUGGCAGCUAUAGCAGAAGGAUACAAGUACAUACUCGAAUCCGAGGUUCUCCCAACUAACAUCACCACAACAAGGAUCUCCAUAGCAGCAAAAAUCGCGUUCCCUAAGUCCAGAGGAAGGCUGAAGCUCAACAGCAUUAACCCUAGAGAGAAUCCUUCAGUGAAAUUCAAUUACUUGGGGAGCAAGGAAGACCUCGACGCCUGCCUAGAGAUGGUCCUCCUUCUUCAACACGUUGCUAGGUCAGAGACGGUCACGUUCUACCUAGGGUUACAGAAUCGGGAGAAGCUUUUGGCUGGUGAUGAAGAGCUUAAGAGCUUUUGUAAAGAUAAUGUGAGAACUUAUUAUCAUUACCAUGGAGGUUGCGUUGUGGGAUCUGUUGUGGAUGAGGAUUAUAGAGUUAGUGGUGUUAAGAGGUUGAGAGUUGUUGAUGGCUCAACGUUUGAAGAGUCGCCAGGAACAAACCCUAUGGCUACGGUUCUGAUGUUAGGAAGAUAUCAAGGAAUCAGAAUACUUAAAGAACGAGAAGUAGAGAAAGAAGGAGAUGAGAGUUUUCUUAGUCCCCAAGGAAGCCCACAACCACAACCCUAGACACUCUUACCCUAUU